AUGUUUCAGGUGCUUUCUCUGUUGAAAAUACCAGGAACAGCUCAGCACUAUCUAGAAUGUCAAUCUGAAGAAUGUAAAAGAAACUGUGAAUUUUAUUGUAACACUUGCCAUUUACAAUUAUGUAAGCAAUGCAGAGACGAACAUCUAAGGGCUCAAGAAAAUAAAAACCACGAUGUUGUCAUUUACCAAGAACGCACACGAAAACCUCCUCUCCAGAAAUGCGAGAUCCAUCCAACCAAAGAUACUGAUAUGUUAUGUGAAGAAUGCCAAGUAUCGCUAUGUUCCAAAUGUGCCACAUCCCAGGAUCACAAAGGUCACAGCUUCACUGACCUUGAGAAAAUUCAUGCUGAAAAUUUAGCACUUUGGCAAGUGGAAAUUGACAAAAUCUGCGAAUAUUUUAUGCCCACGUCACAAAGUUUGCAAAAUGAAGUAAGAGAUGAUGCAAAGGAAAUAAAGAAGAUCAUGAAUAACAUGAGAGAAUCAUUAAUUGUAGAUGCUGAUUCACUUAGGAGCUUUGUGGAUGCAGUUGUUACCAGGAACAUGAAGCAGAUAGACCAGAUCGAAAACUCGUUGUUAAAAGAUAUAGAAACCCAGGAAGAUACAUUCACUAAUUACAUCACUUAUCUCAAUGACCUUGUCAAAGAAUUCAACUAG
This is a messenger RNA of Saccostrea echinata, 654 nucleotides long. RefSeq names its product RING finger protein 207-like. The record is from RefSeq and is a predicted model, not a curated record. Gene Ontology annotation, molecular function: zinc ion binding. Lineage: Eukaryota; Metazoa; Mollusca; Bivalvia; Ostreida; Ostreidae. The transcript has a single exon. The coding region runs from base 1 to 654 and encodes 217 amino acids.